Molecule: messenger RNA, 2003 nt
Organism: Dendrobium catenatum
Lineage: Eukaryota; Viridiplantae; Streptophyta; Magnoliopsida; Asparagales; Orchidaceae
Product: transcription termination factor MTEF18, mitochondrial-like
Exons: 1
Coding region: 90-1934 (614 amino acids)
Biological process (GO): chloroplast organization; regulation of DNA-templated transcription
Cellular component (GO): chloroplast
Molecular function (GO): double-stranded DNA binding
Source: RefSeq, a predicted model, not a curated record
CUAAGGUAACUAUAGUUUCUUCAUGUCUACUAUUUAGUGGCGCCUCGAGUUCUUAUAUUCAUCUAGAUGCCGCUUUUCUCAUCGAAAUAAUGAUGAUCCAUACGAAAAAACUAGCAAAUUCAUGUAGUCUCAAAUGGUUUUCGAGGAUUUGUCCUGAAAAUGAUACGUAUUCAUCAAAAAUUCAAACUUGCUGUCAGUCCCAUGCUCCAGGUACCAAACGGCAUCUUGGUUAUCAAAGAGCUUUGCAUGCCCUGGAACCAUUCUUUGCCAAUCGAGUGCCGCAUAUUUCAUUAAAUGAUCGAGUUUUCUUAGCGAAAGAUCCACAUUUGAAUGGUCUCAGAGGCUUUGGCUCUGGUAUAACGCCGGAAGAUCGACAGAUAUUGCAUCCCAGCAAUCGAAACUUUGCAAAGGCUCAGGCUGUUCUUCUUGAUUAUCUUCAUUCCACUAGAGGCAUAUAUUUCACUGAUGCGGAGCACAUCAGUAAAAACUGUCCUAUUUUUGUUUGGAGGAUCUUGGAGAAGGUAGAAGAUAAAGAAGAGAUUGGAAGGGCACUAGUUAGGUAUCUUCGCUACCAUCCUAUUAAUGAGUUUGAGCCAUUCUUUGAGAGCAUUGGUCUGAAACCUUCUGAGUAUAUUCCAUUUCUUCCCCGAGAAUUGAUGUUUCUUUCUGAUGUUGAAGAAUUACUUAAUAACUACCGUGAUCUUUGUAAUUAUGGCAUUGCUCGCAAUAAGAUAGGAAAGAUGUACAAGGAAGCUAAAGAUAUUUUCAUGUAUGGGCCCGGUUUGUUAAAAUCAAAGCUUCUAUCUUAUGAGCAACUUGGUUUGAGGAAGUAUACGGUGAUCAAACUCGUUGCUUCUACUCCAGUUCUUUUGUUAGGUGAUGUUAACAAGGAAUUUGUUCUGUUGUUGAAGAAUUUGGAGGAGAUUGGCUUACCACGAGAUUGGAUUGGAGGGACUGUGUCUGAGAAAAAUACUUGUUUCUGGGGUAAAAUGUUAGUGCUUUUGAAAUUUUUCAAGGACAUGGGAUUUGACGAGAAAAAGCUUGGGACUUUAAUUAGUAAGCAUCCUAGCUUUUUACUUGAUGGUUCAGGAGAAGCUGUGUUUUCUGUGACUUGUCUUCUUCUGAAGAUGGGUGUUUCAAGAAAGGAAAUUUUCUUUAUGUUUUCAGAGUUUCCUCAUCUUCAAGUUGGAAGCUUUGCACGAAAUUUGCGGAGGGCCUUUGAGUUUUUAGUUGAAAUUGAAAUGGACUUUGAGGAUAUAAAAGAACUUAUCUGCCAUCACAAAGACACUUUAGGUCUGGUCUUAAUGAAGAAACCUACUAGCAUAAUGUCAAAUCUGAGUAGUGGAAAGAAAAGGCUAUGCAAAAUCAUAACUGAUGAUCCUCACCAGAUGCAGAAAUAUGCAAUGGGAUUGAAAGUUCCUCCCCUUCCAAGUGAUGACUCCAUUCUGAAAUCAAUAAUAGAGAAGAAGAAGUUUUUAUCUCAUCUAGGCUUUGUUGAUAACUCGAAGGAGAUGAAACGGGCCCUUGAGGUAUUUCGUGGAAAGGGUGAUGAGCUGCAAGAGCGGUUUGAUUUUUUUGUUAGAAGUGGACUAAAUCCAAGCGAUGUUCUUGAUAUGUUGAAAAGGGCGCCUCAUAUUUUGAACCAGAAAAUAGAAGUCCUUGAUGAGAAGCUUAGUUUUAUUAUAAAUAAUUUGGGUUAUCCAUUAAGUUCAUUGGUGAGGUUUCCACAAUGCAUGUCAUACACCACAGAGAGGGUUAAACGUAGGCAUUUGAUGUAUGAUUGGCUUAAGGAAAGAGGAAAAGCUACAACAGCUUUAGCUUUAGGUAGCUUAAUAGCUUGUUCGGACAAGAUGUUUAUAAAGAGAUUUGUAAGCCUUCACCCAGACGGUCCCAAAGUUUGGGAAAGUUUCAAAAAAAGCAUUAUCUUCAAGUGAAUGAACUUACUGGUUUGAAUCUUUUUGUAAUUUUGAUGCAAAAGUAAGGUUGCUUAUUUUUAUUAGAAA